CAGCACUCCUCCUCUCAGGGCUGCAAGCAUUUGUGUAAAUGCAUAAAUGCUUUUUUCAUACACACUUUAGUGGAUUUUGCAUAACUUGCCCAAAAAGACGUUAUAACCUGCUUGUCUAUAAGAGCAUAGAGAGGUGGAGCAGCAUUAAAAUGAAAGUGUGAUUUGGUCUUAAACGCUCUCUUUUAAGUUAAUGCGUGUUCAGGUGAGCACGCGAGCAGCGCUUCUGGACGAUGGACGUAUUGGAGCGACAUCAAUGACUCUUUGGGACUUGUUAAUAAACUCGAGCGGAUAAGUUGCUUCUGUUGGAUGCCCGAGUUAGCUCUGUUUUGAUGGGACGUUUCAGAAAUGAUGGAUUUUGACAUUAUAUUGACAUUACACUAAGCAUGUGUUGCGCGUUUCGGUGCAUGCAGACGAUGUGCAGGGACGCAGUCUGUGGUUUACCGAUGUCGGACGAACAGGUGUUCAUCUGUGCUCCUCACCAUCUCAGUUUUGACCUUUCGGACUUGGAGCAGUAAAGCACAAGCAAAUCAGCACUUUGUUUAAAAAAUUUAUAAUCUCACACUGUCAGUCGCUUGACAGCCUCACUGGACUCAUGGGUACUGUACUGUCCCUCUCUCCGGGUCCCAGGAAACCUGGUUAUUAUGACGAUCGGCCCGGUUCCCUAAGCCAUUACCCGAGCCUGAGCAGUCGCUCUCUGAACACUCAGAAGGACCGCAGUCUCAAACGCGGCCAUUCCAUCUUCCUCCCUACUCUCACCUGGAAGCGGCUGGUAGCCUCCACAAAGAAGCGGGGCGAGUCCAAAAAAUGCUACCCUGGAGGGCAGGGGGCUGUCGGGGCUCCUCUAAACAACAAUAACAUCUACCACAAGGACCCGGUCUUGCACCUCAACCACGAGAAUGUGAAAAAGUCACUGUCCUGUGCCAACCUCUCCAGCUAUGAAGGUCCAGCAGGUCUGGGCUUGGGCGUUGGGUAUGGAAAACCACAGCAGAUUUCCUCGGUAAAGAAGAUUCCACCUGUGUGCACGUCUUCACCCAAGCGUGUGAUCGUCCAGGCCUCGACCAGCGAGCUUCUUCGUUGCCUAGGUGAGUUUCUUUGUGGUCGCUGCUAUCAGCUUAAGCACCUGUCUCCUGCGGAUCCAGUUCUGUGGUUGCGCGCUGUGGACCGUUCGCUCUUGCUGCAAGGCUGGCAGGACCAGGCCUUUGUCACUCCAGCUAAUGUGGUUUUUGUGUACAUGCUGUGCCGUGACGUGGUGGACGGUGACCUGGUCACUUCUGAGCAUGAUCUCCAAGCGAUUCUGCUGACCUGCCUCUACCUGUCCUACUCCUACAUGGGAAACGAGAUCUCUUAUCCCCUCAAGCCCUUCCUCGUGGAGGCCACUAAACAGGCAUUCUGGGACCGUUGUCUGGCCAUUAUUGACAUCACCAGCGCAAAAAUGCUGCGCAUCAAUGCAGACCCACAUUUCUUUACACAGGUCUUUGCUGAUCUGAAGAGCGAAGGAGGAUGUGGACUGCAGGACUACGCUCGAGUUUUGGAUCGGUGAACAGAGGACACGGCAGAUUGUCUCUGCUAAUGUAAUGUAGUCUCCAGCAACCGCUGUUGCCACCAUCAUUCCGUAUUUUUGGUUCCAUAUGUCACAUUGUAUAAGUCUCAGUUUUGCUGAACAUUCUGAAAGAAAAGUAAUAAUGUGACAUGAAGAGGAGGAUGUUAUAUGGAGUUAAUAACGUGGGAGUAUGUGAUGGACAGGGUUCACAGCUGUUGGUUAUUCCGUUGCCCUUCCUUUAUUUCAUGUGCUGGACGUUGGGGCACAAGAUGAAAUAGCAUUAACAAGAUUAACAGAUUAGUGUCACAAACACACACACACAGUGCCUCUCUUUGCUCACCAGUCUUUAGGUUGUGUGGCUAAUCCAUGCCGGCAAUGCCCAAUCCUUUAUGUUCUGUCCCUAGCGUUUUGUUUUUUGUGUGUAAGGUUUAAAUGUACAUCCCGUGCCAUUUCAACCUUAAAUUAUAUGAACAGCGAGGCCUGGAAUCCCAGUUUUAGUGUUGUUAGGUCACAAAUGUAUCUGCAUCUUUCUUUCAGUGGAGGAAACUUGUGAAGUUACUGCCCGUCAUUAUUAUGGAGGUCAAAAGAAAUGGCAUUCUGUUCUAAAAUCAGGACAAAAUCGUCCCCGUUUAGUUUCUUGAUUCAUUAGUGAGAAUUAUGACAAAGAACAAAAAAAAUGUUUCUAUUACAGGCAUUUUGCCUGUUGCCUUUUUUUAGAUAGACAAAGCAUUAAAGAAGCCAGAAAGUGAUGAUUUUCAGCCUUGUCAGCGUUUAUCUUCCAACUUUACCAAGCCUGGAAAAGGAAGAUCGACGUCUAAAAGUUUCAGUUGGGUCAAUCAUUGUAAAAUACAUACGAAAAAACGUAUAUACCCUGUAUUGGCACUUGUGCACACUCACUUGAAUACAACAAAUGCUCUCUUCUCUUCUCUUCUCUUCUCUUCUCUUCUCUUCUCUUCUCUUCUCUUCUCUUCUCUUCUCUUCUCUUCUCUUCUCUUCUCUUCUCUUCUCUUCUCUUCUCUUCUCUGGGUGUUAAAGUGUGACUGUUCUGUUGGGUCAGACAGAAAAGCAGAGACCGCAGCAUGCGGCAUGGCAAAUGCUUUGUUAAUCUUAUUGUGGCGUUUUACAGCAGUUCAAUGGGCUCCAACCUCAGACUCCCUCACAGAAGUCGGCUUUUACCACUUCACCAACACCUGUUAUACAGAAUAAGCACACGUGCUUACUCAAACCAACCCAUGACCACUGCUCAUAGAUUUUCAAUCUUAUUAUAAUGAACACAAUGAUACGCAUGUGCAAAUGCCCACGCACAAAUAAAGUAUAAUCCGCUCUUGAGCCGGCAAUCGGAUAGAGUGAGCCGAACAUGUCACAAUAAUGAAAUGCCAUUCAGAUCUAGAUCAUCUUACUGAAACUAGCAGCAAACACAGGUCUUACUGUAUUUGGACAUAGUGUUUUGUUAGUAAAAAGAUUGUAUGGCUUCCUGGUUGUAAUCAGUUAUGUUGGUGUAAAUUGGACUUUUCCGAGUUGGGUUGAUGACUUUGGGCUGUAAAAGAUCUCCAUAUCUAUUUAAGCCACUGGUUGUAUUUAUUUUACCCUCAGGAGAUGAUGUUAUUUACAGUACAGACUUCACUUCUAGUCAUUGACACAGAUUUUGUGGCAUAUUAUUAAAUAUAAAUAUCCUUUGUGAGCCUCCCAUCCUCGCUUCUGUCACAAACACAUCACUUGUUGUCCGUGGUCAAAGGGUUUGAGUUUUAUUCUGUAGUGAGAGCAAAGAGGACUGUUGUUACAGGGUUCACAGCCUUAGCGAUAGGCUUGUUCUGUGUGGAAUGAUCUGCUGCGGUGGGGGUCAGGCAGAGACACGCAGUGUUUCCAACUAGGACGGCUUGCGCUUAGACUCUCGUGUCUGGCUCGCCCCCAUGCCUCUCUGCUGGAACUGUCUGCCCAUUGUUUCUUUCCAAUGUGUGCUGAAGCUCUGUGUUAUAUCUGCCUUCAAGUACUCCUGGUGGGAAGUUCCCACUUUAUGAGUGUUCAUGGUGUGAAUAAAAUAUCAACAUUAGGCAGUUUUAUAUUUGGGUGUUUUGAUAUUCUUGCACUGCCGCAAAGGAUGAUGCAAAAUGUAGUGUUGAUGCUAAAGAGAAAAACUAAAGCAAGACUCCAUACAAAUUAAUAUUUUAAAACAAUUUAUGAUCAAACCAAAUUAGCUUUCACAUUUUUCAAUAGACAACUUAUAAUAAAGCUUCACACUGUUAAAUUCAACAUUGUUGUGGUGGUGCAUUUUCCCUGUGAAUACGAUCAUACAGAGAUGGCUUGAAGGCAGCAUAGGAAUUCUCCUGUUUAUGUUGUUCAGUCAGUUGUUUGCUUGCUCUGAAAUUAGGAUGUAGGGUGAUAAAUGACUCUUGUACUGUGUAUUUGUGCCUUGAUCUGAUUACGAACUACCCCCUAAAUACAUCAUUGUUAAAUAUCACCUUGGCAACCACUUACUAAAUCCCAUUUGUGACCCGUAGUCCCCAAGUGAAAAAAAAUCACAAAUAAACACAAAAGCAGUAUCAAGGGAAGCUGUUGGAGCCAGUCUAAUGUACUCAGGCAAUGUUGAUUCAUCACAAUUCAUGAGCCAUUUUAUUCUGUUUGUUAAAUGUACUGUAUUACUGUAUGCUGUUUGUUGCCAGACAUAUUUCAUCUGUUGUCAUUCAAUUAAAUGGAACUGAAAUGGAACGGCAAACAUCUUUGAAGGAAAUGCAUUCUCCAACAUUUCGUUUUAUUAAACCUCAAACAUCCACUUGACUGCUGUACGUGGAGAUUUCUAAUGUGACAAAACAACAUGCAGAGACUCCUAUGGAUUUUCCAUGUAGAUCAUUUCAUGGAGUGGUGUGUUUGAAUAAAAAGCAAAAGGGACUACUGAGUUACCAUGAUGAGACAAGUUCUAGACUACUGAAUUAAAGACACAUGAUGCAAACAGAUGAAAAGACAUGAUGCACAUACUUCAUGUCUCUCUUUUUGGACUCAGGAUGUGGAAAUUAAAUGGACUCUAUUGAACGGCUGCUAGAUUUACCAAUGUAUUCAAUGCUGCUAAAUAUAUGUAGAACAAAAACGUCAUGUAGAGUCUCUUAUCGCAGACUGCAGAGACAGAAGCAUAACCAGUGUGGUGUAAAUAUGUUACUUGUAUCAAUAUGAAAACUGCAUGUAUAUCAUUCAGGAAUCUACUGUGGUGGUGUACAUCUGAACUUGACACUUAAUUUUUUUAUUAAUUGUAUUUUUCUUUAUUUAAAAUUUAAGUUCAAGGUUCAAUGGAACUUUUAUUUGUUGUAAUUGUCAUUAUUAUAAUUAUUGUUAUUUUUACUGAAAAGGACCCUCAUCCCAAAUUUGGGAAAUCUUGUGACAGUAUUAGAAUGUUAAUUUCAGGCUUUUCUUUGCAUUAUUGUUGUUUUAGAUGUAGUUGUUUCAGUAACAGCUUGCUCUGUGCAAUUUGAAUACUGAAUACAGAAAUAUCUGGAAAUCAGGCUUUGAUGGUGCGAAAAUGUCAUACCUUGGCAGCAUAAACAGCAGUGCUGAAGCAGAGAUGUUGAAGUGUUGGGGUCAGGAUGAGGAGAUAUGGCCAAGGUUGCCACGUUGGACAUCAGGAUGCUAAACACAGAUCAUAGACUCUAAUUAGAAUCAUCCAAAAUGUUUCAAAACGCUUUGGAUGAUUACAUGAAAUAAUGGCUUAAGGUGACAUCAGCUUUCAAAAAAUGUGUCUCACCAUAAAUGAAUGCAUCCAGAUAUAAUCAAUUAUCCCCAAUCAGCCCAACGCUUGUUCCACAACGGCCUGUGGUAAAAGGCCUUGAAAACAAUGAGACAUAUGGGAUAUUUUUGGGACGGACCCCAUUAUCCGUGGUCAGAUUCUUUCCUCUCCUCUUAAAAUCAUCUUGUUCCAUCCUGCUGUUGGCACAAGGAGUCUUUCUCUUGAUAUUGUAUACAUGCAUACAGUUUAAAGUAGCUCAUAAAGUGAUGAUGAUGUUUGGAAAAUUUGAAAAAAGAAAAAAUGUGACUUCUAAUGGUGAUUUUUUCGAUUGUUUGGUUAUUUAAUAAAGUAUUGAAUAUUAAGCAUUGAGUAUUGAUUAAAAUAAAAGUUAUGUCGGAUGGCCGGCAAGUGAUUCAAUUUUAAUGAAUGAUUAAAAUAUUAAUGUCGGAGAUACCCUGAGCCUGGAGAUGGAUGUGAUAUGAAUAAACAUUGCUCAUAAGCAUCUGUCUAAAUAGUA
Triplophysa rosa is the source of this 5769-nucleotide messenger RNA. RefSeq lists its product as uncharacterized. Gene Ontology annotation, biological process: activation of protein kinase activity; positive regulation of cyclin-dependent protein serine/threonine kinase activity; brain development. The record is from RefSeq and is a predicted model, not a curated record. Gene Ontology annotation, molecular function: cyclin-dependent protein serine/threonine kinase activator activity; protein kinase binding. Lineage: Eukaryota; Metazoa; Chordata; Actinopteri; Cypriniformes; Nemacheilidae. Gene Ontology annotation, cellular component: protein kinase 5 complex; cytoplasm. The coding region runs from base 593 to 1540 and encodes 315 amino acids. The transcript is spliced from 2 exons.